AUGCGCUCGGAGAAGGAAGGGGCCAGUGGGACUGCGGCUGCUAUGAUUACAAGAAGUUCGAGUGGGAGGGAGAAGCCGGCAGUGCCCGCCACCCGCGGGGCUCCGUCCAUGGAGGUUCAGUUCCGUUGGGAGUCGCCACGACGGGAGUCCGAAAAGCCGCCCGCUUCCACCUCCGGAUGUGGGGGUGGCGGGGGCGGCACCAGUAAAUCACGCGAGGACAAGAGGACGGUUCUGAGCAAGGUUGUCAUUCGGAGGCUGCCUCCCAGUCUUACCAAGGAGCAGCUGGAAGAGCAGCUACACCCACUUCCAGCGCAUGAUUAUUUUGAAUUCUGUACUGCUGAUCUUAGUCUUUACCCUCAUCUUUACUCAAGAGCAUACAUUAAUUUUAGAAAUCCUGAUGACAUCCUUCUGUUUAGAGAUCGUUUUGAUGGCUAUAUCUUCAUUGACAGUAAAGGCUUGGAAUAUCCUGCAGUGGUAGAAUUUGCUCCAUUCCAAAAGAUAUCCAAAAAGAAGCUAAAGAAAAAGGAUGUCAAAGCUGGAAGCAUUGAAGAUGAUCCAGACUAUAAGAAGUUUUUAGAAACUUACUGUAUGGAGGAAGAGAAAACCAGCACCAAUCCUGAAACCCUUCUGGGAGAGAUCGAGGCAAAGACACGAGAACUCAUUGCUAGAAGAACCACACCUCUUUUGGAAUACAUUAAAAAUAGAAAAUUAGAAAAACAGCGAAUUCGAGAAGAAAAGCGAGAAGAACGACGGAGGAGGGAGUUAGAGAAGAAGCGCUUGCGGGAAGAAGAAAAAAGGAAAAGAAGAGAAGAAGAAAGGUGUAAGAGGAAGGAGGCAGACAAGCAGAAGAAAACCCCUGAGAAAGAGAUAAGGUUCAAGGUUAGGGCGUUAUUUCCCCUAAAAGCUAACCCUGUUCUUUUAUCCUGGCAGGACCGGCCAGCCAUGCAGCUGUACCAGCCAGGGGCUCGUAUCCGGGCCCGUUUGGGCUCUGCAGGUAAUUCCUGUGAGUGUAGUGGGACACCGGCUGAGGACAGCUGUGAUGGGAAGAAGGGUGAAGCAGAAGUCUCAGGGGUUCUUCCUAAGAAGAGUGAAGAGGGGGAGUGA
Molecule: messenger RNA, 1104 nt
Organism: Elephantulus edwardii (Cape elephant shrew)
Lineage: Eukaryota; Metazoa; Chordata; Mammalia; Macroscelidea; Macroscelididae
Gene: UPF3A
Product: UPF3 regulator of nonsense transcripts homolog A (yeast)
Exons: 8
Coding region: 1-1104 (367 amino acids)
Biological process (GO): nuclear-transcribed mRNA catabolic process, nonsense-mediated decay; positive regulation of translation
Cellular component (GO): cytoplasm; nucleolus
Molecular function (GO): telomeric repeat DNA binding
Source: RefSeq, a predicted model, not a curated record